AUGGCCUCCGUCGCUCGCCCGCCGACCUCUCGCACCAGCCACCGCCGUUCCGCCUCGUCCCGCCGCUUCCGCGCAUUGUCUCCGCUCUCCGCGCUGCUCCUCGCCGCCUGCUGCCACCUCGCGCUCUCCCCGGACCGCGGUGUCCUGCCCGUGGCGCGUGCGACGCCGCAAGUCCCGUGGGACAACUUCUCCUCGCCAUGCACGCCGAUCCCGGACCCUCCCCCCUCCGGUUUCAAGCUGUGGGGCGAUCCGACGAUUUGGCCGGGAGGUGUGGUGCCGGGCGUGGGGGCGGGCAAGGGCGGCAACGCCACCAUCCCGUGCGGAGUGGCCGUGCUGCUCAACGUGCCGUCUGUCGUCCUCUCCACCCUCACCAUCCGCGGCAUGCUCAAGGACACAACGUUGCGGCCGGUGAUCCAGGUGAACGCGUCGUUUGUGAUCGUGGAGGGGCAGCUGAUCGCAGGCAACAGCACCAAUCACUUCUCUCAGAAGGUCGUCUUCACGCUCACGCCCAACCCCAACGGCCGCGCGCCCUACCAGUACACCGCCAACGCACCCGCUGAUCCCGCCAACCCCCGCAACUUCGGCCACAAGGCCUUCGUCGUGGUGGGAGGGCAGGUGCGCAUGCACGGCAUGCCGGGGGGCUCCUCCACGCCCUCGUGGUGCCGCCUGGCAGCGACAGCACAGGCGGGCGAUACAGCCAUCAUCGUGGACCGGGACGUCUCCGCAUGGCCCGUGGGCUUCCAUGUCGGCCUCGCCUCCACCGACUUCUAUGCCGACCAAAUCGACGUCGCCAAAAUCGUUGCUGUGACGGCGGUGGGCGGCAGCAAGUGGAAAGUGGCGCUGAGCGCGCCGCUCUCCUACAGCCACUUCGGAGAGGUGGUGCCCGACGGGUUCGGCGGCACAAUCGACGAGCGCGGGGAGGUGGUGCUGCUCAACCGCACAGUGACCAUUCGAGGGGAGGACGAGGCGGCACCUUACAACUGGGAGGGCGGGCACUUCAUGGUGUUCUUCACUCAGACCGCGCAGAUGAUAGAGGGCGUGGAGUUUGCCCAGAUGGGGCAGCAGGGGCAGCUGGGGCGCUACAACAUCCACUUCCACCUCUGUGGGAAUCAGGCGGGGAGGAGCGUGGUGCGCAAGAACGUCAUGCAUGACAGCAAGCAGCGCUGUGUGGUGGUGCACGCCACCUUCAAUCUGACGGUGGAGGAGAACGUGGCGUUCAACACGAGAGGGCAUUGCUUCAUGGUGGAGGAGGGCGGCGAGCAAGGCAACUCCUUCAUCCGCAACCUUGGCAUCUGGACGCGCCCAGUUGAGGUGAAGAUAUCGGAUGAGGAGACAGAUGACAUGCCAUCCACAUUCUGGAUCACCAAUGCAAACAACAACUACCUCGGAAAUGUGGUUGCGGGCUCAGAAGACACCGGCUUCUGGAUCGAGCUACGGGACCGAGUGAGGGGCCUGUCAUUGCAAUGGCCGCUCAUCAACACGCUCAUUCCCAUCAACUACCACCGUGUUGGCACGUUCGCGGGCAACGUUGCUCACUCCUGUGCCACGGGCUUCCGUGACUACCCUCGCGGCUUCAACCCCCGAUUCAACGCCUCCACCCUCUCCGAUGGCAGCUAUUGGGAUCAACCUGUGUGGGUGACUAUUGCGGGCUUCCUUCUUUACAAGAAUCUCUACGUGGGGUAA
Messenger RNA from Closterium sp. Naga37s-1, 1683 nucleotides. The record is from the annotation of a GenBank genome assembly. NCBI's taxonomy places the organism in Eukaryota, Viridiplantae, Streptophyta, Zygnematophyceae, Desmidiales, Closteriaceae.